AUGCUAACGGCUGCGGGAGGAAACUCUGGAAGCAGCGGGGGAAGUGGAGCAGCCGGCAGGCGACAUGGCCACCAGUCCGUACGUCAUACUGGCUCUGGGCAGACAGCUUACUUAUCUGCGGCGCCCACUACUUUUGCCGGGCCCUAUCCACCUCAAGCUCAAGGGCAUCAUCUCCCACGGAUACCAAUGCCUAACACCGGCCAGCUCGAAAUGGCUGGUAUGCCUGGGCCUGCCUACAACCAGACUCCCAACCUCCAACAACAACAACUGCAGCCCGGCUCCCUACAGCAGGUCUAUCCUCAGCCACAUCUCUACGCGACCUCAAUGGGCCCAGCAGGUACUUUAUGCGUAUUCGCCCGGACCAAAUCAAUAUCAACCAGGACUGCACGCACAGUCCUGCAUCAUUGCUGGCUCUCCCAGGCAUCUGUUGGGCUGCCAGGCAGACGGAUUGGGAGUGCCUAUGCCCAUCGGACAAAUGGGUUCGACACAGUCACUCCCGCCCCCUGGACCUUCGUUAUCAACUCCAUUGACAUCGAUACCAGCAAGAAAUAUGGGUGA
This is a messenger RNA of Protopolystoma xenopodis, 558 nucleotides long. Lineage: Eukaryota; Metazoa; Platyhelminthes; Monogenea; Polystomatidea; Polystomatidae. The record is from the annotation of a GenBank genome assembly.